Messenger RNA from Cooperia oncophora, 192 nucleotides. NCBI's taxonomy places the organism in Eukaryota, Metazoa, Nematoda, Chromadorea, Rhabditida, Trichostrongylidae. The record is from the annotation of a GenBank genome assembly.
AUGUUUCCAAUUAAAUGCGAACUGAUGCACUCAGCAGCAGCUGUCAUUGCAGGUCUUCUACUAGAUGUGAUCCUCUCCUGCAUCUUGAAACUAGUGAUUCAACGACCUCGCCCUGAUUAUAAUAUCAAUGAUCAGAAAUUCGAAGCUCCAAUUGCUGAUAAGUUCUCGUUUCCCUCUGGACACAGCCUCUAG